Messenger RNA from Chenopodium quinoa (quinoa), 4627 nucleotides. RefSeq lists its product as uncharacterized. The transcript is spliced from 8 exons. The record is from RefSeq and is a predicted model, not a curated record. Bases 965 to 4627 code for a protein of 1220 amino acids. Lineage: Eukaryota; Viridiplantae; Streptophyta; Magnoliopsida; Caryophyllales; Amaranthaceae.
GCGGUUUUGGGUUUUAAGGAAGUUUUUAAAGCGGUAAUAAUAGAACCGCUAUCAAAAGUAAAGAAAAAAGGCGCCUGAAAUUAAAGCCUACAACCCGCAAAAACUCAAAACCCUCGCAAAAACUCAAACCCUUGCAAAAAACUCAAAACUACCAACCCUCUCAAACCCCCGCAAAAAACUCAAACUGAAAACCCUCUCAAACCAGAAUCCCUCAUCCGGCAACCUCACUACCUCCGGCGACGUCACUAUCAGUCCGGCGACCUCCCUUUCUCUGUUUCUCUCUCCUCUCCUCCAUUACUCCCUUUCUUCGCCAUCUUCGUCGCCAUCUUCGCAACUCUAAGACUCCAAUCUGCAGGUUCAAAAUUCUUACUUCUUAUUAUCGAUUUUCUGUUAUUUUUUUCGAAUUUUACUUCUUAUCAUUUUUUGGUGGAUGAUUUCGGAUUAGGGUAAGAGGAAUUCGAGUGAGGUAAGGUUUGAAGAGGAGUUUUGAUGUGGUUGACGUUUCUAUUUUCGUUUGCGAGGGUUUGGUUAAUUUGGUUAAUUUGUUGAAUUUGUUGUUGGAUGUACUUUUUUUUGUUGAAUGUAAUUUGAUAUGUAUUUUUACUUUGUUGAAUUUCUAUUUUUUUGGUUGAAUGUGUUUCGAAUAACUGUUUUUUUUUAUUUAUUUUUGAAUUAGGUUGUUGAAUAUAUUCUGAAAUUGUAGUUCUAAUAGCCUCAAACCUAAAUCUUCCUAUUCAUGAUUUUUCCUAAAACCCAAGUGUUUCAUGAUUUUUGUUGUAGAUUCUAAACAGCCCAACAAAGACAGGUGCACCUUUGGCAAGUAAGACUGGACGAGGCGAGUCUUUGGACUCCGCUCUGGUCUGCGAGGACGACUGGACGAGGCGAGUAAGGCGACCCUUGGCCGCGGCGAACAGCACCGAGUCACCGACGACAGCUGACUUAGUUCAGUUUAAUCAGAGUUGUCAUGGAUCGAAAUUGGAUGCAUGCUCGGCGUAAUAGUGAUGAGUAUGAGCAUGGAGUAGAAGAGUUCAUUGAAUUUGCAAGAAAACAUGCUGAGGACGCAGCACAUAUUUUAUGUCCAUGUGUUGAUUGUAAUAAUAUGGUUCGACUUAAUAUUGAGGACGUAAAAGUUCACUUGAUGGCUAAAGGCAUUAAUCAAUUUUACAAGUGUUGGUUACAUCAUGGUGAGAUAUUAGGGGAGGUUCCUAAUGUGCACGGUAUGAUGGAUUUUGAAACUGGGAUGGAAGUAGAGAUGGAUGGAGAAUCUUCCGGUGAAGAUAAUGAGUUUGAAGAAAUGGCAAAAGCUUUGGAGGAAAACUUUGCAGAUUCUCCGGAGAUGUUUGAUAACUUGUGUAGUGAUGCAAUGAAACCUUUGUAUUCGGGAUGCACUAAAUAUAGUAGAUUAUCUGCUAUUAUCAAAUUGUUUAAUGUCAAAGCAAGUAAUGGAGUAAAAGAUAAAGGCUUUUCUGGUUUCUUAGAUGCAAUACAUAACAUGCUCCCACAUGGAAACCUACUUCCAACUCGCACCUAUGAUGCUAAAAAGAUGCUAAGCUCUAUUGGCUUGACUUAUGAAAGAAUCCAUGCAUGUCCAAACGACUGCAUCUUGUAUCGCAAAGAGUAUUCGUUGUUGGAGUAUUGUCCCAAAUAUAAAGCUCCAAGAUAUAAGAAAAAGAAGAUUCCAGCCAAAAGUUUGACAUGGCAUGCGGAUGAACGGAAGAAUGAUGGUAUGUUAAGACAUCCGGUCGAUUCCCCACAAUGGAUCAAAAUUGACAAGGAUUUCCAUGAUUUUGGUAAGGAGCCUAGAAAUCUAAGACUUGCCCCUGCAAGUGAUGGUGUGAACCCUCAUGGACCAAGACAACCUGGCCAUGAUAUAGACAUUUAUUUGGCUCCUUUGAUUGAAGAUUUAAAAUUGAUGUGGGAUUCUGGCAUUGAAGUGUUUGAUGCGCAUCGUAAUGAAACUUUUAAUUUGAGAGCCAUGCUUUUUGGCACAAUAAAUGAUUUUCCCGCUUAUGGUAACUUGCCAGGUUAUACUGUGAAAGGUUAUAAAGAAUGCCCUAUAUGUCAAGAGAACACAACUUCAACUAAGUUGAAAAACUCAGGAAAAAAGGAAAGAAAAAAUUCUGGGAAAGUUGUCUACUUGGGAAAUCGUAAGUUUUUGCCGGUGCAACAUCAUUAUCGAAGGUGGAGGAAAGCUUUUGAUGGUAAUGCUGAAGAGGGUAGAGCUCCGGUUCCUCCAACAAGUCUCCAGAUAUUACAAAAAGUAGAGGGCUUAGAUGUAAAUCAUGGAAAGUUGCACUCCUCCCAGGUUCCAACUCGUGGCUAUAAGAAGAGGUCGAUUUUUUUUUAUCUUCCUUAUUGGAAGGACUUACAUGUUAGACAUUUUCUUGAUGUCAUGCACAUUGAGAAAAAUGUUUGUGAAAGUCUUGUUAGCACACUACUCAAUACACCAGGCAAGAGCAAAGACUCGCUUCAUGCUAGAAAAGAUUUAGUCGACAUGGGAAUUAGACCUGAGUUACAUCCUGUUAUGCAUGGUGAUCGUACAUAUCUUCCUCCAGCGUGCUAUACUCUAAGUAAAAAAGAGAAAAAAAUAUUUUGUGAGUGUUUACAUGGUGUGAAGGUUCCUGAUGGAUAUUCUUCCAAUAUUAAAAAUCUUGUGUCUUUGAAAGAUAAUAAACUUUUAGCUUUGAAAUCUCAUGAUUACCAUGUACUCAUGGUGCAUUUUCUUCCUAUUGCUAUUCGCUCCAUUUUGCCUGAAGAUGUUCGAAAUGCCAUUACAAGACUUUGCAUUUUCUUUGGAGAGAUAUGUAGAAAAGAAAUCGACCCUUUAAAGCUACCUAACUUGCAAAAGGAAGUUAUUGUUAUUUUAUGUCAGUUGGAGAUGUAUUUUCCACCUUCUUUCUUUGAUAUAAUGGUCCAUUUAACAAUACACUUGGUUAGAGAAAUUCAGUUGUGUUGGCCUGCAUAUCUAAGAUACAUGUAUCCUAUUGAGAGAUACAUGAAGAUUUUGAAGGAUUACGUAAAGAGUGGAAGCCAUCCGGAAGGUUGUAUGGUUGAGCGCUACCUAGUAGAGGAGGCCAUUGAUCUUUGUAGUGAUUACCUCUCUUUUAUUGAUGUGGUUGGAAUUCCAAAGCCUAGGCAUGAUGGAAGUUUUAAUGGGAAAGGGAAAGGGAUCAUGGGAAAUAAGGUGUUGACUAUAAACCCUGAAAUGUGGCAUCGCGCGCACUUGUAUGUCUUGCAUAAUAGUUCGGAGGUUGAUCCAUAUGUGGAAGAACAUAUGGAUUACUUAAGGACCCUUUAUCCAAUUAAGAGUGAGAAGUGGAUUACUAACAAACACAAUUCAUGCUUUAUUGAGUGGUUAAAGGCUCGAGUUGGAGAUGAAAUAGCUCAAUCACCUUUUGAUGUUUCUGAUAGACUUAAAUGGUUGUCCCGAGGUCCUAGUAAAGAUGUCUUCUCAUAUUCUGGUUACCAAAUAAAUGGGUUUACAUUCUGUGCAAAGGGUGGGGACAAUGAAACUACAACACAAAAUAGUGGGGUGUCAAUUGUAGCACAAGCUAUGCAUAUCUCAAGCGCAAAAGACAAGAACCCCAUUUAUGCAAAUAUGUCUUACUAUGGAGUAAUUGAAAACAUUUGGGAAUCGGACUAUGGGCUGUUUAGAAUUCCUAUAUUUGGUUGUAAGUGGGCUGAUAACAAUAAUGGAGUUCGUUUUCAUCAUAAAGCCGGUUUCACAUUUGUUGAUCUCAAUAGAGUGGGUAGUAAGGAUGAUCCAUUCAUAUUGGCUAGUCAAGCAACACAAGUUUUCUAUGUUACUGACCCAGCUAAUAAAAGAUGGUCUUUUGUUUUGUCGUCGAACAAAAGAUAUCCAAUCGAUGACGAGGACCAUGAAUUAGAUGAAAGGGAAGAUCCUUCUUUUGUACUGCCGUCACAACCACUCGAUGAUCAAGUUGUUGAAGAAGAUUUUUAUAAAAGAGAUGAUCAUGAGGAGGGGAUAUGGUAUAGCAGUAGUGCUUCUGUGUACAGCAGUGCUUCAGUACAGCAGUACAGUACAGUUUGUGCUAUUGCUUUGCUUCUGUAUUCAGUACAAAAAGGAAAAGCUGAAAAAGGUCGUGGAGAAACUAAAACGAGUAAGAUUGUUCGAGCAAGACAUAAGGGAAAAGUUUUUCAACCUUCAUGGAAUCGCAAUGGAUAUGUGAAAGUUGGUAUUGACUACGGUGUAGAGGAGAAUACACCUUUGCCAAUGCCAAUCGAAGGAGUAGCUGAUGUGAUCAAAGAUGCAAUAGGCAGUAUCGUGUUAUGGCCCAUUGAACUUAUUGUUCUAGAUAAGGUUAUGAACGCUUUAGAAGAAAACGAUAAAGAAGAAGGCCAAGAUAAACAAGGGAAGGAUAAACUAGGCAAGGAAUCUAUAAAACCACGACCAGUGACAUGUCUACGCAAACGAAAUCCACAAAGUCUAGAAAACUCAGAAAAGAUGGUUAAAGUUCAUGAAGGCCAUGAAAAAUGCCCUAAUGCAAACAAUGAACCCAUUGAGUCGCAAAAGGUUGAUCACCCAUCAAACCAAACACCUACUUCACCUACCAUUCAACCACAUAAGGUUAAUUUAAUAGAACUCAAGUUUCUUUUCAGUAGUUAG